Messenger RNA from Sorex fumeus (smoky shrew), 1787 nucleotides. RefSeq names its product cilia and flagella associated protein 45 (gene CFAP45). The transcript has 12 exons. Lineage: Eukaryota; Metazoa; Chordata; Mammalia; Eulipotyphla; Soricidae. The record is from RefSeq and is a predicted model, not a curated record. The coding region runs from base 1 to 1779 and encodes 592 amino acids.
AUGGGGCGGGGCCAGAUCCGGGCCGUGUCCGGAUUGGAGGCGGCGUCAGAGCAGGGGGCGGGGCCGGCGCGGGCGGCGUGGCCCGCGGUCCAGGCGCGGCCCCGUUGCCGGGGUAACGCGACAACAGGCCGCAAGGCGGCGGCACCGCAGAGCCCGCCCGGCGUCCUCAGCUCGGCCUCGACGGCGUCCAGCAGGUCCAAGACCAGGACUCGCUACCGCACCAAGGCCCAGAGCUCCGAGGUGGACGAGAGCCUCUUUGGGGGCGCCAAGCCCCUGGCCCAGAGUGACAGCCCCAUGGUGAUGCUGAGGGACAGGAGGACCAUCCGGGACCCCCUCACCGCGCUGGGCCACAAGCCGGAGACCAUCCGGCUCAUCACGCGCGACCUCGUGCGGGAACUCAUCGUCCCCACCAAGGACCCCUCUGGCAAGUCCCUGAUCAUCAGCCCUGAGGAGUUCGAGCGCAUCAAGGGGGCGUCCACCGUGCACACCAGGGAGGAGCGUGAAGCCCAGGAGCAGGCGCUGCAGAAGGAGAAGGACCAGAUGCUGGACGCAGCGACCACGCGGAAGAAGAUCAUGAAGCAGCGGGAGAUGGUGUGGAGGAGCAGCAAGGCCCUGAGCACGCUGGAGGAGGAGGCCCAGGAGCGGGCCCAGGGCCUCCUCCGCCGGGCCGGGCAGCAGCGCCUGGAGCAGGAGGAGGAGCUCAGGCAGAUGAACCAGAUCAUCCUCAACGCCAAGUGCCACGCCAUCCGCGACGCCCAGAUCCUGGAGAAGCAGCAGAUCCAGAGGGAGCUGGAGGCCGAGGAGCGGAGGCUGGACCAGAUGAUGGAGGCCGAGCGCCAGAAGUCGGCGCAGCGCCAGGAGGACCUUGAGCGGCGGCGCCAAGAGGAGAGGCUCCGGGGCCAGCGGCACAUCCUGGAGCAGAUUGAGCAGCGGCAGGAGGAGCGGUCACUGCUGGGCGAGCGGCAGGAGCAGGAGAAGGAGCAGCUGCUGGCCCACAUGGACAAGCUGCUGGCCGAGGACCUCAAGGACCUGGAGCUCAGGCGGCAGCAGAAGCUGCAGCUGCAGGCCGAGAUCCGGCACGUCAACGAGGAGACACAGCGGCAGAAGGCGCAGCUGCGGGAGCAGGAGAAGCUGGCCGACGAGAUGGUCAUGGAGUUCACGCAGAAGAAGCUGGCCCGGGAAGCGGAGCUGGAGAAGGAACAGCAGCGGAUCCGCAGGGAGAAGGAGAAGGAGAUCGCGCGCCUGCGAGCCCUGCAGGAGAAGGCCCAGGACUACCGGGCGGAGCAGGACGCCCUGCGGGCCAAGCGCAACCAGGAGGUGGCGGAUCGCGAGUGGCGGCGGCGGGAGAAGGAGAAGGCGCAGAGGAGGCUGGAGGCGGAGGCCCAGCUGCGCCAGACCCGGCUGGACCAGAUGGCGUCCAAGGAGCGCGCGCGGGCCGUGCAGGUGCACCGGGACCGGGCCGAGUUCCAGAGGAUCCUCAGGAUGCAGCGGGAGCAGAUGGAGCAGGAGCGUCAGGAGGAGGAAAGGCGGGCCGCCACGCGCCGCCAGCACGCCGACGAGAUCCGCAGCCAGGUGCGGGAGCAGCAGCGCCGGCAGGUGCAGGCCCGGGUGGACACCUUCGAGGAGGGCCGGCGGCUGCAGGAGGAGGCCCAGCGCCGAAGCCAGCACAUCGCCGACAUCAAGCGGCAGAAGCUGCAGGAGCUGAGGGCCACGGGCCUCCCGGAGAAGUACUGCGUGGAGGCCGAGCGCAAGGCCAACAUCCUGGCCGCCCCGUCCUGAGCGUGCCC